CAAUUGGUUUGGAAAAUAUAUUCAAGUAUUCAUAUGCAAAUGAAUUCUUUUUGAAAGAUGAUUGUUGUAAUUGAAACAACAAUGUUUUAGAAUAACAGACAUUUGUACAAAGAUGAUUUAUAAUUGAUUUUGUUUUUCAGGUGAACCCGGGGUAAAAGGUGAUCCCGGACCACAAGGCCCCCCGGGGCCACCAGGAAACGCCUCGGGAGGUGUGGUUUACACCAGAUGGGGACGAAAACAUUGCCCUUCGAAAAGCAUCGAGAUGUAUUCUGGUGUGAUGGGAGGAACCUAUUUCAAUGAUGCUGGUGGAGCUUCAAACUACCUCUGUCUACCAUUGAAUCCGAUUUUUGAGAAAUACGUCGAUGGAUUACAAGCGUCAACGUAUAUGCACGGUGUCGAGUUUGAAACGAUAGAUGGACAAAACCAAAUAUUUCCAAACACCAAUAUUGACGAUGACAACGCACCAUGCGCAGUGUGUCAAGCUAAAUCACGUGUUAGUCACAUGAUGAUUCCGGCUCGUAAUGUGUGUCCUUCUGGUUGGACAAUGGAGUACAAAGGUUACCUCAUGGCUGAACAUGAUUAUCACAAAGGACGCACCCAGUUCAUUUGUGUUGAUGGUGACCCCGAGGCAACACAUGGAUCACAGGCUGAUACGAAUGGAGCAUUGCUUUAUUUUGUUCAAGGUUAUUGCAAUCAUGCCCUACCAUGUCCACCCUACGUUCAUGGUAGAGAACUGACCUGUGUCGUCUGUACACAGUGA
Messenger RNA from Dendronephthya gigantea, 760 nucleotides. RefSeq names its product short-chain collagen C4-like. The record is from RefSeq and is a predicted model, not a curated record. The transcript is spliced from 2 exons. NCBI's taxonomy places the organism in Eukaryota, Metazoa, Cnidaria, Anthozoa, Malacalcyonacea, Nephtheidae. The coding region runs from base 263 to 760 and encodes 165 amino acids.